Capsaspora owczarzaki ATCC 30864 is the source of this 2722-nucleotide messenger RNA. RefSeq lists its product as hypothetical. The coding region runs from base 54 to 2627 and encodes 857 amino acids. The transcript is spliced from 9 exons. The record is from RefSeq and is a predicted model, not a curated record. Gene Ontology annotation, molecular function: single-stranded DNA binding; ATP binding; single-stranded DNA helicase activity. Gene Ontology annotation, cellular component: nucleus; MCM complex. NCBI's taxonomy places the organism in Eukaryota, Filasterea, Ministeriida, Capsasporidae.
GUGGUGUCAUUCAACGUAGAAGCCAUUCGCAUUGGAGGCGCCAUUGAAGCGACAUGAGCGGACUUCCUCAGGAUCCGCUUGGCGAGAGCGAUCGCGAUAGAGGCCAAUGGAGUCAAGCGCAAGCAAGGUCACAGUCAUCCAGUAGCCAUCGGGUGCAGCAGCAACCGCAGCAGCAGCAACCGCAGCAGCAGCAGCAGCAGUAUCAGCCGCAGCAGGGCAAUGGGAGUCGCGCGGGACUUGGCCACCCUUCCGCUGCUCCGGGUCGCGCUUCCGCUACUUCCAGCGCCGUGGUGAUGGACACGAGCCAUGGGAGUGCUUUCGGCGCUGGGUCGGGUGGCAACAACAGCCGCGCAGUACCCUCCGCCGUCACCAGAAUGCCUGUUGGCUGGCUUUUGUAUUUUCCCAACGAAGAUUUCGAGCCGGCACAUCCAUUUAUUCGUCCGUUUGUAGCAUUUCGUCAAUUUUUCAAGAGUCGCCGGUUGCCUCGGGAUCGUAUCGAGGCCCGCAAAGCAAUGACAAUCGAUGCGAACGAGCUUGUCUCGGCUUGUUUGGUUGAUUUGCCAAACCUUGCCACAGACUUGCGCGAGCAACCGUCACUCACUCUGGCCACCCUCAGUCUCGCCCUCUACGAGGUCAUGUACGGCGAGGUGGACCAGGACGUGCACCUUCACGCUGUUGGCAAUCGAGUCUUUGCGCGUGUUGUGAAUGUCGAGCCCGUCUCGGCAAUUCGAUCCCUUCUCAAGUCCAACGCCGUUGGGCGAUUGGUAUCCCUCCGAGGAACGGUCGUGCGAGUUGGAAACAUCAAACCCCAGGUCGUGCGUCUGGCCUUCACCUGCAGCAAGUGCGACGGCACCACGGUCAUUGCACUCGCGGAUGGGCGCUACGCCGUUCCGUCACGUUGCACAACACCGCAGUGUCGCGGUAGUUCAUUUGUCCCCCGGCGCAGUGAUCCAGACACGAUCAUGGUGGACUGGCAAACUAUUCGAGUGCAAGAAAUUCUCGAUGAUGGUGACCGCGAGGCCGGUCGGAUUCCUCCGACGAUCGAAUGCGAACUGAGCUCCGAUUUGGUGGAUGCGUGCGUUCCAGGAGACGUUGUGACCGUGGUCGGCGAAGUCAAAAUGACCAGCGUGGAUACCGGGCGCGGCAAGCGGCAGUUCAUGUUCUCGCGCUAUGUCGAGGCCAACUCGGUGUGUAGCACCAAGAAUAACAAUGGCGCGCUCGACCUACUCGAGUUCUCGUUGAAAGAACUGUACGCCAUUCAGCAAAUCCAAGCUCAUGAGCACUUGUUUCAUCUUCUCGUGAACUCGCUCAGCCCGGGCAUCUAUGGUCAUGAACUCGUCAAAGCCGGCCUGCUCUUGUCACUGUUCGGUGGAUGUCAACGAUUCACGAAUGAUCGCAAUCGCAUCCCAGUACGAGGAGAUCCACACAUUCUCGUUGUGGGUGAUCCAGGUCUGGGCAAGAGUCAAAUGCUUCAAGCAGUGAACGCCAUUGUGCCUCGAGGGGUGUACGUCUGCGGAAAUACCACCACAACAUCCGGACUCACUGUCACGUUGUUGCGCGACGGUGCGUCGGGAGACUAUGCUCUGGAAGCUGGCGCGCUUGUGCUGAGCGACCAAGGCUGCUGUUGCAUUGACGAAUUUGACAAAAUGAGCUCAGAGCACCAGGCCUUGCUUGAGGCGAUGGAACAACAGAGCGUCAGCAUUGCCAAGGCUGGCAUCGUUUGCACUCUGCCCGCGCGCGCGUCCAUCAUUGCGGCUGCCAAUCCAGUCGGCGGGCACUACAAUAAGGCAAAGACAGUGGCUGAAAACUUGCGAAUGGGCAGCGCGCUUUUAUCGCGGUUUGACCUGGUAUUUAUUCUGCUGGACAAGCCGGACAUUGAAAUGGACCGACUGCUGUCCGAGCACGUCAUGGCACUGCAUUCAAGCUCAAACGAUGCAGCUCUACGCGCUCGGCAGCUCCAGUUGGCAAGGAAGCUUGCCGUUCCAGGGUUUGUUGCGUCUCCAUCAAACUCGCAACUCGCUGGAAGCCAGCCCACUCAACCGCUCGUUGAGCGGUUGCGAAUCGCCGCUGUGCCAGACUUUGACCCCAUUCCUCCACCUCUGCUGCGCAAGUAUGUUGGAUACGCGCGCAAGUACGUGCACCCGAAACUGACCAAUGAAGCGGCGUCCGUCAUUCAGGAGUUCUACCUCGCUCUGCGGAAGAAGCACCACAGUCUCGACUCGACCCCAAUCACGACGCGACAACUCGAGUCCAUCAUUCGCCUCAGCGAGGCCCGUGCGAGGAUGGAGCUGCGCGAGAUUGUCACGGCGGACGACGCCCGAGACGUCAUUGAGAUUAUGCGAUUCAGCAUGAUUGACACGAAUUCAGACGAGGUCGGGAAUCUCGACUUUGCGCGCUCCCAGAACGGCUCUGGAAUGAGUCGCAAGGCGCAGGGAAAGCGGUUUAUCGCCGAGCUCCGUCGCAUCUCCGAGGAAACGUUCAACACGCUCUUCUCGAUGCAGCAACUUCGCGAGACGGCCAACCUCCUGUGCAUCCGAGUCGAGAGCUUUCCCGAUUUUAUUCAAGCGCUCAACAAUGAGAAUUAUCUGCUCAAGAAGAGCAACGGCAUUUACCAGCUUCAAAUAUGAAGCAGCUUGGUGUUGAGCAUUGGUUGUGAAUUACUGUAGAUCUACUGGACAAGCGUUUUUACUUCCAAAGUUACUCCAUUUGCGAUGCGAUUCGU